AUGGGCUGGUUAACGGAGUAUGUAUCAGACUCUACCAACGUGAAGAAGGUCUGCACAUACCGAGACGCCAUCAUUGUGCGGAUGAAUCCCUACAUGCAGUAUAUCCUUAUCGUUGCAAACGGUUUCCAGCAGAGCAAUAUAGCGGCAGCCACGUUCAACGCUGCUUCUGCCCUCUUGCUUUUCUUAAUUGUGCGGUACAGUCCUAGUAAUGCACUGUUCAACAUACUGACAGGAUACGUAUUAAUCUAUACCCUGCGGGUUACAAACGAGCUCCCGUACACCCGUUCCCUACUCAGUGAGCCCGUGCGCAACAUUACGCAGCGCGAUGAUGCUGUAGAAUACCUUUUCUCAUUCUUGGCUAUCGUCAGUGAUAGAGUAGAUUCGCUCGGAAUCUUCCACCGCCCCACAAAUAUUCUUGCGAUUUUUCUGGCAAUAGGUGUUAUGUCUCUAUACAUAAGCAUACAUAUCCCUGUGUGUGUUGUGUGUCUUUCCUUUGCCAUCUUUCCGUUUAUCAGGCCCCUGUUGUACGAGCAUUGUGCCUGGUUUAAAGAUGUCCAGGCAGCAGUUGAAACAGUGACAAAGUAUGUGUACGAGGAGUACAGCAACCUAGCUAUUUCUGACGUGGCUGAUUCAUUACGUCUUGACGGUAUGUAA
Giardia duodenalis is the source of this 654-nucleotide messenger RNA. RefSeq lists its product as uncharacterized. The transcript has a single exon. The record is from RefSeq and is a predicted model, not a curated record. The coding region runs from base 1 to 654 and encodes 217 amino acids. Lineage: Eukaryota; Fornicata; Diplomonadida; Hexamitidae.